CUUAACUGCCACAAUGGAGUGACUCUCUAUGUUGUGCUGUAGGGGAGCAGUGUACUGAGAUGGAUCCCAUCCUGGAGGAGGUCCUGAGUGGGGCCAACACUACUGGAGGCCCCUCCCUGAACCACAGCAACAACCCCCUGGACGUGUUCUCUGGCAUGCAGCUGCUGCUGCGCUUCAAGCCCCUCUUCCUGCCCCUCUACUGCCUUCUGGUGGCCGUGGCCGGCAUAGGCAACUCCAUCCUGCUGGCCUGUAUCCUGGCCGACAAGAAGCUCCACAAUGCCACCAACUUCUUCAUCGGUAACCUGGCGGCCGGCGACCUACUGAUGUGUCUGACCUGUGUCCCUCUGACCGCCUCGUACGCCUUCGACAGCCGCGGCUGGGCCUUCGGACGCCCUCUCUGCCACCUGGUGCCACUGCUGCAGGCCGCCACCGUCUUCGCCUCGGUGCUGUCCCUCACGGCCAUCGCUGUGGACCGCUACGUGGUGGUGGCCCACCCAGUGAGGAGGAGGAUCUCUGUCGGGGGCUGUGGCGCGGUGGCUCUGGGGGUGUGGGGGUUGUCUCUGGCCCUGGCUGCCCCUCCCUCCCUCCACACGCGCUACCUGGACCUGAGGCCCCGUGGGGUGGAGCUGGUGGUGUGUGAGGAGUUCUGGCCGAGCUCUGGCCAGCUCAGGCUGCUCUACUCCUGCUGUAUCCUAGUAGCCUCCUACAUGAUCCCUCUGCUGUCAGUCAGCGUGUCCUACUGUGCCAUCACAGUGCACCUGAGACGCCACACGCUGCCCGGAGAGCCCUCACACUGCCAGCAGCGCUGGAGCCAGAGGAGGAGGAAAACCUUCUCUCUCCUGGUGGCCUCUGUGCUUGCCUUUGCCCUCUGCUGGCUGCCCCUGCAGGUGCUGAACCUGCUGCUGGACCUGGACCCAGACUACCACAUUGUGGACAAGCGCUAUGUCAACGUGCUGCAGGUGUGCUGCCACCUGGUGGCCAUGAGCUCCGCCUGCUAUAACCCCUUCAUCUACGCCUCCCUGCACAGUAAGGUCUGGCUGCACCUCAAGGGCUACCUGUGCCCUUACUGCCGCCAGGAGCCCCCAGGGGGCCAGCUCCUCUCCCGCUCCACCUCCCGGAACCCGGCCACCUGCCUCAGCCUGCUCUCUGAGGUCUCCGCCCCCGCCAAGGAGACCCCGGGAGCUGUCGGUCCUGAGUCCGACCCCACCAAUGACAGCACCCUCUGAAAACAUCCGGAACCACGGUAUGUUUUAUAGGUAGGGGUCAAAGGUCAUAUACCACAGCAGCAGCCAUUACAUAUAUCCCAUAUACGCGUUAGAGACGACAACGGGUGUCCAGCCAGACACCCGCUGUAGGAGCAGGGAGGAGAGGGAGAAUGAGGAGAGACAGUGGGACAGGGGUUUUAGACUGCUCUGGAGACCGUCACCCCUCUGGAUAGUUUGUUCUGUUUGCCUUGGGUGUCACUACAAGCCCUGCUGCCAAAGACGAUGAGCAGGUCUCCCAGCCAUUGCGAGGCAGAGAGUGUAAACACUGUCACGACCAUGGGCUGGGAUGCAGGUCUGGCAGCGGCAGCGGGGGAGAUGACCCUUCUCUGAACUCCUCACUCUCCAAAUGGAUUACAAACUCAACGGAGGAGGACGGCAGGGCAAAAACAGUCUGCAAAGACAGCUCGCUCUUUUCGGUUGUUCCCUCAUUCGACUAUGCUUUUGCCUGAUUUUUGAAAUCUUUCAUACUUUCUCUCCCUCUUUUUAAAUCUCUCUUUCCGAUUUAUUUCAAUGUAUGUCGCUAUAGUUUUAUAUUGAUUCCUCUCUCUUUUUCUCUG
Oncorhynchus nerka (sockeye salmon) is the source of this 1822-nucleotide messenger RNA. RefSeq names its product prolactin-releasing peptide receptor-like. Bases 60 to 1226 code for a protein of 388 amino acids. Gene Ontology annotation, molecular function: neuropeptide binding; neuropeptide Y receptor activity. Lineage: Eukaryota; Metazoa; Chordata; Actinopteri; Salmoniformes; Salmonidae. Gene Ontology annotation, biological process: G protein-coupled receptor signaling pathway. Gene Ontology annotation, cellular component: plasma membrane; neuron projection. The record is from RefSeq and is a predicted model, not a curated record. The transcript has 2 exons.